CUUGCUCUCUCUCAGUGCGUGUGUGUUGACAUUAUUAUCCAGUGUGCUCCCAGCUCAGAAUGGCCAGAUUCACUCAGACUGAAACAAGAAGGCAGCAGCAAUCACAGCAGCCCCAUCCCGCUCACACAAGCCUAGUUUUCACUGGACCUGGGGUACCACCGACCGAACAACAACUACUACUUAUCCCUCACCAGCACCAGUACUCUCAGAUCACAUUUGCUAAACCCAUGAACGGGUCAGAAUCCAUUUCCAUUCAUCCGGAGAGCGGCAAUAUGAAAGACCAAGAUGCCAUAAAGCUGUUUGUCGGGCAGAUACCGCGGAACUUAGAGGAAAAGGACCUGAAUCCUCUGUUUGAACAGUUCGGAAAAAUCCACGAACUGACUGUUCUAAAGGACCGAUACACCGGCAUGCACAAAGGCUGUGCGUUCCUCACCUACUGCGCCCGCGAGUCGGCCAUCAAAGCCCAGAACGCCCUCCAUGAACAGAAAACACUGCCAGGGAUGACUCGCCCCAUCCAGGUGAAGCCGGCUGACAGUGAGAGCCGUGGAGAAGACAGGAAGCUGUUUGUGGGGAUGCUGAACAAACAACAGACUGAGGAGGACGUGUACCGCCUCUUUGAGCCCUACGGAGUCAUCGAGGAGUGCACCGUCCUAAGAGGUCCUGACGGAAACAGCAAAGGCUGUGCCUUUGUAAAGUUCUCCACACACGCUGAGGCCCAGUCUGCAAUCAGUGCCCUCCAUGGCAGCCAGACCAUGCCAAACGGCUCCGAUUCUCUCCCCCCCCAGGGCGCGUCCUCCAGCCUGGUGGUGAAGUUUGCAGACACCGACAAGGAGCGCACCAUCCGCCGCAUGCAGCAAAUGGUUGGCCAGUUUGGCAUCUUCAACCCAGCCAUUGCCCUGCCCUUCAGCACCUACAGCACCUACGCACACGCAGCACUGCUGCAGCAUGACAAUGAGCUCAUGCAGCAACAGGCAGCCAUCAUGGCAGCGAGCCACGGAGGCUACCUGACUCCCAGCGUGGCCUUCCCCGCCACCCAGAUUCACCAGAUGGGGGCGCUCAACAUCAAUGGUCUCCCACACAACUCCAUGACCCCGGUGUCGGCUGAAUUUCAUCAGGCGCUGGGUGAGCAAUGGGUUUCAUUCCCUUUGGGCCUCAGCUCUCCACCAGCCAACAUCACCACUCCCAGCAUCGUCACUCCCAUCGUCAACAGCUUCACGGGUAUCCCCCACCAUCAGCCCAACGGACAUCCCACCGUGGAGACCAUGUACACCAAUGGUCUCUCGCCCUACACCACCCAGAGCCCCACCGCCGCAGACACCCUCCAGCAAGCCUUCACCGGAGUACAGCAAUACACAGCUAUCUACCCAGCAGGCACACUGACUCCCAUAGGCCAGACUCUUCCUCAGCCAUCACAGGGCAUCCAGCAGCAGCAACAGAGAGAAGGUGAGGGGCCCGAGGGCUGUAACCUGUUCAUCUACCACCUGCCACAGGAGUUUGGAGAUAAUGAACUCAUGCAGAUGUUUCUACCUUUCGGGAGCGUCAUCUCCUCCAAGGUCUUCAUGGACCGAGCCACCAACCAGAGCAAAUGUUUCGGGUUUGUGAGCUUCGACAACCCAGCUAGCGCGCAGGCAGCUAUUCAAGCCAUGAAUGGCUUUCAGAUUGGAAUGAAGAGGUUGAAAGUCCAGUUAAAACGACCAAAGGAUGCCAGCCGUCCUUACUGACACAACCUAGCCAUCAGUAUUCACUGCAACAGCACAGGUUUUGAGAAAACUGAAGAUAUCUUGGAGGAGUUCAACUUUUUUCUUUGAAAACAACAAAAAAAUGUUUUAAAAAACAUCAACACAAGGAAUUUUUGAAGACAUAUCAGCAUUUACUUAUGAAGAAGACGUAGGCUACUGCAGCGAUAGAAGGAGGUGUGGAGUUAGCAGAAACUACACCGAAGGACUUCAACAACAACGCAACAAACCAUACAGUGCAAGACAGACUAGAGAAGUAGAAAACUCAAAAAAGAUGUGAAACUCUUAACAACAGAACUUUUCUUGUUGAGACUUGAAUUGUUAAUUAAGCAACAAACAAACAAAAAGCAGCAACAACAAAUAGAUUUAUAUAUACGUAUUAUA
Messenger RNA from Coregonus clupeaformis (lake whitefish), 2120 nucleotides. RefSeq names its product CUGBP Elav-like family member 5. Gene Ontology annotation, biological process: regulation of alternative mRNA splicing, via spliceosome; mRNA splice site recognition. The transcript is spliced from 13 exons. NCBI's taxonomy places the organism in Eukaryota, Metazoa, Chordata, Actinopteri, Salmoniformes, Salmonidae. Gene Ontology annotation, cellular component: cytoplasm; ribonucleoprotein complex; nucleus. Gene Ontology annotation, molecular function: mRNA binding. The coding region runs from base 60 to 1721 and encodes 553 amino acids. The record is from RefSeq and is a predicted model, not a curated record.